Messenger RNA from Sphaerulina musiva SO2202, 933 nucleotides. RefSeq names its product 3-hydroxyisobutyrate dehydrogenase. Gene Ontology annotation, molecular function: NAD binding; 3-hydroxyisobutyrate dehydrogenase activity; NADP binding. The record is from RefSeq and is a predicted model, not a curated record. The transcript is spliced from 2 exons. Gene Ontology annotation, cellular component: mitochondrion. Gene Ontology annotation, biological process: L-valine catabolic process. NCBI's taxonomy places the organism in Eukaryota, Fungi, Ascomycota, Dothideomycetes, Mycosphaerellales, Mycosphaerellaceae. Bases 1 to 933 code for a protein of 310 amino acids.
AUGGCAAAGAAUGUUCGAAAGCACAUGGAUGUCAAGGCGACCCUGUACGUGAACGAUGUCAACGUGGAUGCAUGCCAUCGGUUCAAGGAAGAAUUCUCCCCCCUGGGUCCCGUCGAGAUUGUUCAGUCGGCCAAGGACAUCGCAGACAAUGCCUUGACGAUUCUGUCUAUUGUGCCCACUGGAAAACAUGUCAAGGAUGUGUAUUUGAACGAAUCUACGGGCAUUGCUGCUGCUCGCCGUAUUGAUCCAGCGCGUGACUCGCGUCGGUUGUACUUGGAAUGCAGCACUAUUGAUAUACUCACUGCCCAGGAGGUGGGAAGUGAGCUGGAGAGAUGCGGCUUGGGCACGUACAUUGACUGUCCCGUGUCCGGAGGCGUGCCAGCUGCAGAUCAGGGACAGUUGUCUCUGCUCCUGGGUCGAUCACCGCCGACUCCAGGAGAUGUUGAACACGAACAACUCGAGCGACGCAUUCAAAAGGUGUGCGAAUACAUCGGGGCAGUCGACAAAAUCUUCUACUGUGGCCAACGCGGCAAUGGUCUUGCAGCCAAGAUCUGUAACAACUACCUCUCCUGUACGAUAUUACUGGCCAACUGCGAGGCCAUGGCGACAGGUAUGAAACUGGGCCUGGACAAGCAUGUCCUCCACAAGAUCAUACAUAGCAGUACAGGGCAGAACUUCAUGGCCGAUCAUGUUUGUCCCAUUCCGGGAGUGGUGCCUCACGCGCCCAGCAGCAACGACUAUCGGCUGGGGUUCAAGGCACAAAUGCUGGUGAAAGAUGUCGGAUUGGGCGUUGAUGCUGCGAAGAGUGUCAAUAUCAAGCCCAGUAUCGGUGAGGCUGCGAUGCAAGUGUAUGACAAGGUCGCCAUAGACGAGGGCUGUAUCGACAAGGACGCGUCAAUAGUCUACAAGUUCAUCGGCGGUCCGACGGAGUAA